This is a messenger RNA of Amaranthus tricolor (Joseph's coat), 1531 nucleotides long. Its product is annotated as MADS-box transcription factor 23-like. Gene Ontology annotation, biological process: positive regulation of transcription by RNA polymerase II. NCBI's taxonomy places the organism in Eukaryota, Viridiplantae, Streptophyta, Magnoliopsida, Caryophyllales, Amaranthaceae. Bases 334 to 1101 code for a protein of 255 amino acids. The transcript has 8 exons. Gene Ontology annotation, molecular function: protein dimerization activity; DNA-binding transcription factor activity, RNA polymerase II-specific; RNA polymerase II cis-regulatory region sequence-specific DNA binding. Gene Ontology annotation, cellular component: nucleus. The record is from RefSeq and is a predicted model, not a curated record.
ACUUUGCCAUGCAGAAUUACCAUUUCUAGGUUCAACCAUUCCCUUUCUUUCUCUCUCUCUUCCUCUAAUUGGACUAUCUCUUGUUUUUUAAUCCUUCUUACUUCUCUUUUUUUUUCUUCCUUUCUUUCUCUCUCCAUUUUUAGCAACUCCUUAUUUAUUUUCUAUGUUUAGAACAGAGAGAAUUUUACCAAAAAGGAAGGGUUUUUCUUUCUUUUUAAGAAGGAAACAGGGGAGAAAACAGGGGUUUUUCAUUUUUGAGCUUAUUGAUUAAUCAAUUCUUUGGUUUUUGAUCAAAUUCCUUGGUGGGUUUUUCUGGGUUUUGGGUGAAUUAAAAUGGGUCGUGGAAAGAUUGAGAUUAAGAAGAUUGAAAAUGCAAAUAGUAGACAAGUUACAUUCUCUAAACGUCGUUCUGGGCUAUUGAAAAAAGCUCAUGAACUUGCUGUUCUUUGUGAUGCUGAAGUUGCUCUUAUCAUCUUUUCUAGUACUGGUAGACUUUUUGAGUUCUCUAGCUCCAGCAUGAAAAGAACACUUGCUAGGUACAAGAAUACUAAGGAAAGUCCUGAUGCAAUGCUUGGAAAUCCAAAGAUGGAGAUUGAAGACCUGAAGGAAGUUGAUAAUCUGAAAGAUGAGAUAAUGAGUCUUCAAGCCAAACAAAAGAGGUUGCUAGGAAAAGAUUUAUCAGGCUUGAGCAUGAAAGAACUGCAGCAGCUCGAGAACCAACUCAACGUCAGUCUAUUGUCAGUAAAAGCUAAGAAGGACCAACUACUGAUGGAACAACUGGCGCACUCACGCGCACAGGAGCAGAGGGCUUUGCUAGAGAAUGAGUCUUUACGCAGACAGAUUGCCGAGCUUAGGGGAUUUGUGACGCCGUCGGAGCGUCUGGAGCCUAUGUAUCUUGAGUACUAUCCGUUACAGAAAAGGGUUCGGUGUGAGACAAAUACGACGACUUCAGGUUCUGAUGGACUUUGCAACAGUGAGUUUGAUAAAUCAGAUUCUGAUAUUACCUUGCACCUGGGGCCACCUUGUGACCACAAUCUGAAUCUGAACAGAAAAGUGACGGUGACGGAGAGCGAGUCUGGAAGUCUAGCAGCUUCUCUUUAAUUAAAAUUAGCACAAAGAUCAUGUAGCAGGUUUUAGUAAUAGCAUAUCCAGCAGGAUCAUGAAUGGUACCUAGUUGACUACCUGACAUAUAUACUGAAUAAGUUGUAUAUAUCUAGUUAAUUACCCGCGGUAUCAAAUAGCUAUCUCUAAUGCCUUAAACGAAGAGUAAUAUCAUAUUUUUAUGUUGCUCGGAUUCAUCACCUUACCUCAAAUAUUGCAUCAGACUCUUGAGUCUUGACAUAGUGACACUCACACAUGGGUGCAGGACACUUAAGACAAUGGGUUCAAAGUACUAAUUACUAAAUAGUCAAGUUAGACACUUAGACAUGUGCUCAUUGUGUGUACUGAGUCCGAUGGAAUAACAUAGUCGUAUCUUAUGUAAAUGAAUUGCUAGGGAGUAGUGUAGCUAAAAUUUGCGUCCACCGAUUUU